AAAAAAAUGAAGCCCUAUUCUGAGAUUCUUUUGUGUUAAUUGUAUUAGCUGUAAGCAGAUAAAUGGAAUUAUGGAGAUAUAGGUUAUACACAUAUAAAUUCAAAGGUAAUGAUAUAGAAUUGAGAUUAAUAGAAUGAAUUAAUUUUAUUUUAGAAAGACACAAACCAAGAGGUGAUAGUUGUUCCAAUAAAGUAAGAGAAUGAGUUUUGGUUUGAUUAGGGUAAGUAUAAAUUUAAAUAAAAUAAAGAGGAAGCAAUCUAAUUCCAUUUUAAUAAUGAUUAUGCUCUAAGUUUUCAAAGUAGAGAAGGUGCAAAAGUAAUUUGGGAUCGUAUUUAAAAUAUUUUGUCUGAAAAUGAUGCUGAAGAUCCUGAUUCAUUAACAUUGACUCCAGUGAAUGAAGCAAAUUUGGAAGUAAUAUUGGAAACAAUGAAUAAUAUGAUAUAAUAUGGUUCAUAAACAAAGUAAAUACUUUAGAGCUAUUUAAUAAAUAAAAAAGUAAAGUGAUAAUGAAUUUAUAAGGACUAUUUUGAUAAGCUUAUAAAGUUGUUCCAAUAAUUGGAGAAAGACAAUAAUGUCAAUUUAUUAUAAACAAUGUGUUAAAUUGUAAAGAAUGUAUAAAUAAUAUAUUAAUAAUGAUUAGAUAGUAACAGUAGCAGAACAUGAAUUAUUUUAAAUGAUCUUAAACGAUUAAAAUUAUUUAUUUAUAUUUGGUGCAUUAGAAUGUAAGAAUAAUAUAUAAAAAUUAAUUUAGAUGAUUAUGAGAUGAACAAAAAGAAUUUCGUUCCCCACCGUUAGUUUUUGGAGAAGAAUUUGUAAUUCUUGCAAGUAGUCCAAAUAAAGAGUAAAGAGCGACUUAAAACCAUUCAUUUCAUAUAUCGGCUGUAGUACUUGCGCGAUUGUAGUUUGGCCUACUAUAUCGACGAGUGCCAGUUGAUGUUCAUUAAGAUAGUUUUAACGUAAUCAAAAUCAUGAUAGAUUAUAAAGAGUUGUUAUGUUGACCUCUUUAAAUACAUAGAAAAUUCGAAGGAUUUUUUGAUAGAAGUGAUUGACCAAUUAAGAAAUUUGAAUUUCUAAGCUUUGCGAUUCCUUAGUGAGAUUUGUUAAGUUUUUAAGGAGUUUCCAGAUGUAUAUUAUUUAUAUAUAUAUUAAUUUAUAGUUAAAUAAAGCAGUUAUAUAUUAGAAAUUAAGUGAGUAUGGUUUAUACGAGAUAAUAGAAGAUUAUAUAAACGAUUCGCUUAAAGGAUUUGAAAAAUAUAAAGCUAAAUUCAAGAAACUUAAAUUAAAGAUUUCUGUAAUAUAUAAAUAAUAUAUUUUAUAAAGGAUGAUGUAUUUACUAAAAUGCCAAAUAUGAUUCUAGAAUUAUUGAUUGUUUGUUUAUAACAUUGUCCUAACAAUUUUAGAUAAUAUGUUAUUAGUGAACACUAAUAAGUACUUAAAUAUCCAUUAUUUAAUAUUAUUGUGGAAAAUGCAUUUCAUAAUGAAUUAUAUUUAGAAGCACUUAAAUUAUUAAUAGAUAAUAAUUCAGAAGAAUAAAAUGAAACUAUGGAUUUAUUUUUGUUGUAAUUCUAUCCAAAGAUUGCAUCAUAAAUAUAACAUUUAUCUACAAAAGAAUACAAAUAACAUUUUUUAGACAUUACAUUAGGUUUAGUGAGAGCAAUGAAACCAUCAGUGAAAGAAGCAGUGAUUUUAAAUUCAGUGAUUUUAAAAAUUGGCUUUAUUUUGUAGGAGAAUUAAAAAUUAUUAUCAACUAAGUGUUUACAAAUAAUUAAAUUGAUAUGUUUAUCUAGAGAUGAUGAUAUAAAUAAUGAAAUCAUAACCAUUAUUCCUAAUUUAAUAAGUGUUAUUUUAUCCUAUAGAGGUUUAAGAGAAAAUUUAAUAUUUUCAUAACAAUUAGAAAUAAUAAAGAUUAUAUAUGAAGGCAUAAGUUAAAAAUUGAUAACAUCAUUAGUAAGAAAAUAAUUAAUAAUUCAUAGGAGGAUGAAUUAAAGAAGAGAGAAAAUCAUAUAAAUUAUCAAAGAAUACAUGAUAUUUUUAAGAAUUUAAAAAAUAAUUGCAUGAAAUAAUAAUUCAAUUCUUAAACUUAAUCAUAAAGUCAAAUGUAAUAAAGUUACAAUGUUGUUGAUGAUGAAAUGGAUUUAUUCAAAUCAGUUUAAGGACAUAGUACCACUCAUCAUGUGAAAUAAUAAAAGAAACAAAUUGAUCAUGAAGAAGAAGUUGAUUUGAUAUCCAAAAAAAUAAAGAUAGAUUGAAUUAACCAAAAACAUAAAAAACAAC
This is a messenger RNA of Paramecium sonneborni, 2274 nucleotides long. The record is from the annotation of a GenBank genome assembly. NCBI's taxonomy places the organism in Eukaryota, Ciliophora, Oligohymenophorea, Peniculida, Parameciidae.